Molecule: messenger RNA, 955 nt
Organism: Drosophila serrata
Lineage: Eukaryota; Metazoa; Arthropoda; Insecta; Diptera; Drosophilidae
Source: RefSeq, a predicted model, not a curated record
UUGGGCACACUGGCAAUUUGUUAUUGAAAAAUAGUAUUAAAUAAUAAUAACAAUAUGUCUUCGGAGGGUGAAUUACACCCUAAGAGUCGCCAACGACGAAAACCGACUAUUUGGAGCCGCGAAAAGAUAUCAAAGCUCAUUGAGCUUUACCGCGACUCAGAUUGUUUAUGGAAUCACUUUUCGGAACGAUAUAAAAAUAAAGACUGUCGCUCAAAGGCCAUCGAACACAUCUGUACCACGCUCGGGAUUACAAAGAACGAUUACGGAAAGAAGGUGCACAACCUGCGCAACCAGUUCAAUUCAGAGUUAAAGAAGUUGGAACGGCGCCUGGAAGAAUCCGGUGGCUCCAGUUCCAGUCAGCUCCCCGAGAAGACUUGCCGCUGGGAGCACUUCAAAACUCUGAUGUUCCUGCGCUCCGUGAUCGAACCCCGGCCAGGAUAUCAGCAAAGUUCACAGUGCAAGAAAGUAGCUAAGCUGGAUUACAGCUACACAGACCACGACGAAGACGUGGGAAAACCAACCCAAACUUCAGUUGAGAGCUUGGAAUCAAUAAUCAUAGAGGCUGUCAUUGAAAGCGAGGAGAUAGAAAAGGUCGAUGAACCGAAACCAAAACCUAUUCCCUUAGUCCCGAGUCGGCUGGCAGAACAACCUGCUAUUGUGACAACCGUUCCAGUCCGGGAUCAGUGGGAUGCCUUCGGGGAGCUAAUCGCCUGUGAGUUCCGCAACCUUAACUCGGAGCUUUCGCGAAAGCGGCUGAAAAGGAAAAUAAUGCAAGUUAUGCUGGAGAUCGGCGAAGAGGAUGAUCUGGAAUGUGCCGGUCCAAACAGUUGAUUUCUAGGACUGAAUAAGAUAAUAUUUUUAUGUACAUAUAUUUACAUUUGUAACCGUUCGAAUUUAAAUACUAAAAAAAUAAGGUAUAGAAGUAUCUGAUUGGCAGACCUCCCAGCUAUUUGGU